AUGACAGACUUGUACAAACCGGGUGACAAGAUCUUUGCUAAAAUGAAGGGCUACCCACACUGGCCAGCACGGAUUGAUUAUGAACGUGAAGGAUCUGUGAAACCACCCAAAGGAAAAUAUCCAAUAUUUUUUUAUGGAACUCAUGAAACUGCUUUUUUGGGUCCCAAAGACAUAUAUCCUUAUGAGAAGUACAAAGAAAAGUAUCAUAAGCCAAAUAAUAGGACAGCAUUUAACACAGGAUUGUGGGAGAUUCUCAACAACCCUGAUGUGGUGUUUCAGCCAAAG
Candidula unifasciata is the source of this 285-nucleotide messenger RNA. The record is from the annotation of a GenBank genome assembly. Lineage: Eukaryota; Metazoa; Mollusca; Gastropoda; Stylommatophora; Geomitridae.